GCGGGGUGGGAAGGGCACGUUGCUCUGCCACCGCACUGCGAUUUCGCCUCUUCGUCCUCCUCUCGAAAAGGCAGACAAGGCUUCCAAAUCCUAAAUUGCAUUUUGUCUAACCCCUCCCCUAUUCCGGCUGCUUGCUCAUGCAGCCACCCACGGAUCCGAAACAAAAAUGUGUGAAGCGAGGCAGGGAGUGCUGUUGCCAGUGCAGAUUCCGUCUCCUCUCCAGGCGCCCGGGCGCCCGCCGUGCCCUGACACCGUCUCGCUCCCGGACACGGCGGAGCUUUGGCUUAUCAUAAACACGUAAGCGUUUCUCUCCCGCUCCUUCUCAUCACCCCGCACUCCAAGAAGAAGCAAGGAGAGGUCCGGGGCUGCGGCUGAGCGUGUCUUUGUGCCCCUGCUCGCUGUGCGGGCUGACAGAGGCGGCAUUGUUCGCAGGCUGUGCCCGCCUGGCAGCCGCAGAAGGUGGGAUCUGCGCCCUGCAUACGGAAUCGGUGAGCGGCCGGGGACACGGCUGAGAAACUCCCAGAGCUGCAUUAACCCCCGGGGCGAGUUUGAAACAGCUUCUCCUGAUAUCUUCUGCACAGUGCAAAGAGGGUCUAGGAUGAGGAGUCCUUGUUAAUCAAAGCCCAGAAGCUUUUGCUUCUUUACUGGGAGAGCCUGUAUGAAUACCUGUGUGGGUGAUGUUAUAAGGCUCUGCCAAGAUAACCAGAGAGGCACACAGCUUGGGAGUGGUCAUUGCUGAAGAGUGGUGGCUUUUGGGUGUCAGUGCUCAAGACUACCAGUCAGAUGUAUGUGCUUUGCCAAGAAACAGAAGGUGCAUGCAGCACAGGAUGUCAGUCUUCUUCAAGGAGUAACCUCUUCAACCCCAAGUGAUACCAGCUCCUGCUAGUACCAUGGGGCUAGAGGGUGUUUUUUUGGGCAGUGGACAGAUCCACGUGAUCCUGUGGGGAAGUUUGGCAGCCAUGACGACACUCUUGUUCCUCACCUUCCUCAUCUUCCUUUGCUCCAGCUGCAAUGGGGAAAAGAAGGCAAAAAAUCAGAAUGGAGAUCAUGAAAACCUGAUGAAUGUGCCUUCCGAGAAGGAGGUUUUCAGCCAUUCCAUCACAAGUUCAGCUACAGAGCCUCCCCCAAACAGUGAACAGAACGGAGCACUCAGCAACGGUGAUGUUCUUUCUGAGGACAGCACAGCUGCCUGUAUCCAGCCUUAUGAAGAAGUACAGACAUCUGAUCUACUAGAUCAACAGGAUAGUCUUGGAAAGUCUAUAAAAUGUCACCAGAGCCGGGAACUACCCAGUAUUCCCCCUAACAACCCCAUGGAAACUAUCAUCUCAUCUAGAAAUGCAGAAAAUGAUCAAGGUCUUGGAAUGGAAGGGCCUUAUGAAGUCUUGAAAGACAGCUCCUCUCAGGAGAACAUAGUUGAAGACUGCUUGUAUGAAACAGUGAAGGAAAUUAAAGAUGUUGGAGCAGUAGUCAGCAUGGAAGGGAACUCUAACAGCAAAUCAAAGGUUUCACUGACAGUUUCUGAAGGUCAAAAUCAGAUUCCUGAGUGCAGAAUUGAGUCAGCAGAAUAUGCAUCUGUUGACCGAAAUAAGAAGAGUCGCCAAAGUGCAAAUUCAGAAAGUCCUCUUGACAACAUACCAGAUGUAGAAGAUGAGCUUCCCCCUCCAGUACCCAUGAAACUUCUUGAUGAAAAUGAGAAUGUGCAAGAAAAAGAUGUGGAAGAAGAAGUGACAGAAGGAGCAAGUAAACCAGAAAAGAGGCUUAGUUCAGUGUCUUACAAGUCUCGAGAGGAAGAUCCAUCUCUUACAGAAGAUGAGAUCUCAGCCAUGUACUCAUCGGUGAGUAAGCCGGGACAGGCCAUCAAGGCACUGGAUUCUCCUUACACCUGCAUUCAAGAAAUCACAUCUCAGAGGUCACCGUCUAUUUGCAGCGGCCUCUAUGCAAGUGUGAAAGACUUUGAAAACACCCUAAAUUCUACCACUGUGCCUCAGUCAGCAGACAGACCAAAUGGGGAGCUGGAGCCGGACUAUGAAGCUAUCCAGUCAGUGAGCCAAGAAGAAGACAGGACCUUGUCUGUGCCUAACACAAACCACACUGCUCUUUCAGGAGAGAAUGACUAUGAGAGCAUAGGGGACUUGCAGCACCACAGGGAAUUCACCAGACUUUAACUACUCCAGCAGCAGAUUUCCCCACUGUUACUUUCAAAGGACAAGUGAAACAUGGAGAGGGAAGUGCUUUUCCUUUUGAGGAACAAAGCUAAGUAUGGAACACAAGUUGUGAAGAAGCAAUGUAUAUUUCAGCCAGGGUGUGAUAGCUGCUGGUUUUUCUGAGUGGUGGUUCAAGGCUCAUGGGAAAGGGCACAUCAGGUCAGAAAGAUGACCAGGACAAUGUAAAGGUUUCUUUAUUAUUAUUUGCUCCAAGGCAAACGUAAUUUGGGGAGUACCAUGCUUGUCGUCCUGAAAGGAUUAUGUACCAAAAAGACUACCUUUACACAAAACUAGCUUCUCAUUUUAAGAGAUUAUUUUAUGUCAUUUUCUUCAAAGUGUUUUUCAAGCAUAAUUUUUCAUUCAAGUUUCAGCAUCCACAAUGUUGAGCAAACCACGGAUAAUUGUACCUCAACUCAGACUUUCUUUGCAGGGCUGGGGAAGAUGCACUCACUUCUGAGUCUUUUGGGGAGCUCUGUCCACUUUCACUGCAACUAAAGUGCAAACAACAGUAGUUCACAAGGGACCGACUUCCAAAUGUACUUGAAUUAAUUCUGCUGGCUUUUUCUUUUCUAUCUUUUUUUUUUUAAUGUCAAGGGCUGUAGAAUGUGACUUGCAGUAUUUGAGAUGUGUACUGGUAUUUGUAGGGAUUUUGUUUGAUUAUUUGUGAAAUAUCCUUUUAAAAUGGCAGUGGUCACCCUUAGCAUUCUUGCACUGUUUCCCUCAAAUGGACACAAACACCUACACAUACACACCACAGACCAUUGUCGUGUUGCAAAAAGCUGUGCAAAUCAAUGCAUUGGCAUAAUGUGUAGUCUAACCUUAGUAGUGUUGAGUAAUUUUUUUGCAGAAUUUUGCCCUUUUUAAAGACUUAAAUAUUUUAAUAUGUUUGUCUAGUUUCUUAUAUAGGAAAAAUUAUGGGUUGAGUGUAUAUUAUUUUUAUUUUUUACAACAUAUUUUUCAUCUUCAGAGUUUUUGUAGAUUAACUUACUGGUGUUUGUAACAGGAGGAAUCCCAUUCUUUAUUUGGGCUUUAUUUGGUUUUGUUUUUAAAUUUUUUUUCAUAUUUCAAAAGUAGAUAAAUGAAAAUUGCUUUGGGGUUGUUUUGUUGGCUUUUUCUGUCUCCUUGAGCAGGGAUAUGGAACAUGCCUUGCAGUUUUUAAGCUAAAAUCAUAGAGUCUGUGUAAAAGAACACUGCCAAAGGGCAAAAAAGAGGCAAAAGAGACAGUGGGAUUUAGUCUGGUAUAGCCACUGGUCUUCCUUGUUCUUUUGCUAAAAGGCAGAACAAGGGGCAACCAGGACCUUCUUGGGCCUCUGACAAGCAGUUUGAAAGCCACUGGCUUUUCAAAAAUGCUGAGUUAUUCUGUUACUGUGAAAAGCAAAGUGCAGUGCUUGGAUGAAAUACGCAGGUACUGGAUUGGUACUUUUUUCUUCAAGAAUAAUACAAUAAAUAGUACAAUGGUACAAGAAUAGUCCAGCAGGAAAGAACUAGCAUUGUGUGACAUGCAUGUGCACAUAUCCCCAUGUAUAUAAGCAUACACUUGUAAUUUGGACACAAGUAUAAGUUAUAGUCCAAACUUGGAAACAUUCACAUACGUAAUAUCUGGCAUGCGCUUGAAAAGCGGUUUAUUUUUAAUUAAAAAUAAACAGUACAUAAACUGAGGUUGACUUCUUCUGUAGUAAACAAAACAGGUUUACUUUCAGCUCAGUUGGUACUGGGUUUUGAAGGUUGAGCCCUUCUCGGGUCCUUGGUCAGUGCUCAACCUGACAUGGUACUAUAAAGAGCAAACAUAGAUCUGGUUACACACAUUUAUUAGAAAUAGCUUCAUAACUGAAAGAAGCGUGCUGAUUUACAGGCUUUGUCUGUAAGUAGUACAGCUCUGAGAAGCAGUGCAGUUGUGCAGUCAGCCUCUGCCCACAGGGUGGUUCAAACUUCAUGGAUCCUGGCCUUGUGUGACAGUGCAGCACACUCGAUCUACAACUCUCUUCCUUGGAGAAGCAGUUCAGACCACUCUACAUCCAUCCUGAUCUUGACCAUGCUGCCAUGUUUUGACAGCUGCAGAAAACUCUUUGCUUCCACUUCAGUGCUUUUUAAGGAUGACUGUGUUCUUGCUUUCUGGAGUUUUUCCCUUUGUAAAAAUUUUUGUGUCUGUUUCCUUGAAUGUGAAUUCAUGAAGUUUACUUUUGAAUGUUCUCUCCUACUUCACACUGUUUCAGGCCAAAGAUAAAAUGCACCAUGUUUCAGAAGAUUUGUUGUGCUAAGUCUGAAGAAUGUCUUUAGUCUUUAACUAUGUGUUUGCUGUCUCUUCCUUGCUCAGGGGUACCAGUUUAUAUAUGUAGUCCUCAGCCUGACUCCUGCAGCUUAGUGGCAGGCAUACCUCGUGAAAUUUCAACUCGUGAAAUUCCCAAAUACAUCUCAAGAUGUAGUUAUCCCUUUACAUGGAUGACUGCUUUUGGAGAAACAGUAGGAACACGAGGUUUGCCAAGUUCACUAGAUUCAAUUCCAAGACCAAUUCAAAGAUACUUUGAGAUAAUGUCAGUUGAUAGCAAAGAAUAGCACUGAAUUCUUUAUUGUAAAAUUUUAAGGUAAAAAAAAAAAGAAAAGCAAACAUCACUCUAGAAAUACCCCCAUUGAGACCAGCAGGUCAAAGGAUGGUAUAGGACUGUCCAGUCAUUCUGUUGUCUUUCAUUGCCAGACCAGAAAUCUUGCUUUGUAGGAAGGGACGCAAGUCCUUUCAUCCUUUCUUCCGUCUGUUCUGACAACUGCUCCUGAGACCUCCUAGACUUCCCUUUUUCACAGUGAAAGAAGAAUUUUCCUCCUCCUCUCUUCUUUCUUUGGUUUCUGUUUUUAAUCUGUCUCAUACAGCCUUGCACUGGGAGCUGGUACCAUGUCUGCAGUCCUGUGGCAGUGGAACAUUCUUUCCUUUUUAAAUCACUUUCAGGCUGGUCACAGCCUUUUAAUGGUCCAUCAGACUUCAGUCUCAUGGAGAAGCAGUUCACAUUUUGGAUUGCUGCUUUUGGGAUGUGAUCCUGCCCUCAGCCUUGAGACUCACAUACACCGGACUUAAAAGCUGCAAAAAAUAAUUAUCCUCCUGAACAAGGAUGUACAGGGGAGUCCAUAACUCCCCUGCAAUCUCCAUUAUGUAGUCUAGUGGUAAAGGAAAAUGUUUUAGAAUUCAGUCUGAGGUUGGUAAGUAUUUACAUUACUUGACAAAGAAUCAAGGUUCUGGUUUAGUUCCCUCUUCCCAAAAGUAAUACUUGUUCCAUUAUGGCUGUUGUCAGUGCUUCCUUUUCAUUAAUAUAUUUGAUAGAAAGAUUUUUCCAGCAGUAAUCCCCAAAGAGAUAAAUCUGACUGUAAAGAAAAGGGAGUCUCUUCUACUUGUCUCUUUACUGUUCUUUUUAAGUCUUUCACCAUAUCCCUAAAGAAGAUGUUAACAUCCAAAAUGAAGUAUUGGUUAUGUGGUGAUGUUUUCUGGGGAAGCUUCAACAGUCUAUUUCUUUGCUUCCUUUUUUUGGCACAACUGUACAAUAAGAUCUCACAUCAAAUUGCCACCGUAAGGCCAGGAGAAGCUGUAAUGUAUAUAUACAUUAUAUAUAACUAUAUAUAAUGUGUAUAUAUAUGUGUGUGUGUAUAUAUAUAUAACAGAACAUAACUGCACUAGUAAAAAGGUCUUUUUGAUUUCUCUCUAGGAACUGGUAGAAAAUAGGAAAUGCAGUUCAGACAUCUCUUCCAUGAAUCUGUGUCUCCCAUGAGCAUUGUUCUUACCACAUACCUAAACCAGUGCUAAUCCAAUAUGUAAACCAGUCAUCCUUUUCUACCAUAGUGUAGAAUAACUUUCUCAGCCACAGACAGAAGUAAAUUCUUUGCAGAUACAUGUAGCAUAGGCAUGUACCUAAUUACCACAGUUAGAUCAGUUAAGAGUGCCUUUUCUACAAAGCAGCUAGUACUUCCAUACUUUUUUCCAUACUGCAUGUGUUAAACUCAAAAGUACAAAGGGACAACCCCAACAUUUACUUGUUCCAAGUUGGAAACAUCUUUUUAAAGACACAUUUAAUGUACUGGACCUCAGUUAGCCCUACAACAGCAAUACUCACUCCCAAACAUCCAGUGAAAAGCCCAGUAAUGUAGCUAUGAUGACUAAGCUUUGCAAUAAGAAUUAUCUGUCUUCUUUUGAAGAAACUAGGUUUUACAAUAGUGAGCAUUCAGGGAGGUGGUGUUCAUGUGAACUGUGAACAAAUCGUUGCUUCAGUCUUUCUAUUAAUAUAAAUUGCAGACUUGCUUACAUGUAGCAGGAUCCAUGGAGUGAGGGACGAGUAGGUGUGGGGAUUCAUAUUCAUGACUAACUCAGAGUUGGGUUAUCCCCAUAGUUUCAACUGGCUGAUGACCAGCUGCCUUGUUCUCCAAGCCCUCAUCUAUCGUGCCUUCAAGGAAUCCAUCCUGCAGGGAUGCUUCUGGGCUGCAUGCUUCUCCAUGGCUCCCUGAACAGCUCCUGUCCGCUGUUUUGAACACAGUUCCGUAUACAUGGUGCUCUCUGUUCAACCGUUCAAUGGUGCUUUUAUAAGAUGCUGGAUAAAUGGUUUGCAUGUGCUUUCUGAAAGCUGAUGUGUAAAGCUGUGACACAGAGUGCUCUCUCCGGUAUUGUCUGCUUCCCAGAACUUAGCGUUAACUGUGCUACUCUUGGCUACAAAAGCUGACAGCGCUGCCUUGUCUCUUGCUCAUCUCACCAGAGCCAGAGUGGAGUCACCACGUGUGACAGGCCUGCCUAGGCUGGGACACAGGUGUUUAAAAGCAGCCAUUCAGGCCAGGCGACAUGACUCUCAUCUCUGCACUGUGGGACUGGAAACAUCAUAGCCCAGCUCAAGGACCUUUUUUCUGUCUCCUAUUGUGCAUAUACAUUUGUUUGCCAUGUGACUAAGAAAUCUGUUUCUGCAACAAACAUUUUAAUUUGGACCACACUCCCAUGAGGUACUUUUGCUCUUAGGUAAAUAACCAUUUAUUUCAGAUGAGUUUUAUUUUUUGAGGUUGGAGUACACCUGAAUAAGGCUCUUACAUGCCUCACAAGUAAUUUGGUGUGGUAGUCUGCUACAAAAUAGAAGAAUGCAGAAAGAUGCUUAGCCUGACAGAUGCUCUUUUGGUGAUGUGCUGAAGACUUUCAAGGGCAGGUCUCUUCCUGGGAGCAGGGAACAUAAUUAUUGUUAAUAUGAUUUCAUACCCUGAUGUUGUAGUUGAUUUGUAGCAUCUCUUCUGGGAUGGUGGUGGCUAAAGUCAUUGCCAGAGCAGAUCUCAGCCUCAGAAAAGAAAACAUAUAUAUAUAUAUAUAUAUAUAUAUAUAUAAUAUAUACCCCUUGCUGGCAAGCAACAUGUGUUUAGGAUUAUGUUGAAGAUGAAUGCUGCAAAUGGAACGUCACAUUAAAAUACAGGGUUCUCUUUCUUCAAGGAGAGAGAAUCCCUUAGGUUGGUCAGUGUAAAAUAUCCCAGGCUUACAAAAUGUGUUAAACAAAUUAAUUGCCUAUGUGGUGAUUUUCCAGGAGUGCAUUAGGAUAUGACAUACAGUAGUCACUGCUCUUUUCUCCUGAAGAGCAGAAAGAUGGUAACUUAUUUGUAAUACAAGGUUCCCAUUGAUUAACUGAUAAAACUUAAUUCAUAUAUAAUCCAAAGGUCAGCAAGAGUGUCUACACAAUGUAGAUAUAUUUUAGCUCCAGCACCUCAAUUUCCAUAGAAAUGCAGAGAUGAUCUUUGUUUGUUAUUACAUACCCAUUGGUCUGUGCCCAGUCUAUGGGUAACAUAAAUCUUACAGUUCUGUUUUCACAAGCUGCGAGGUUUUGUUUCUGGAGGCCUUCAGUUUUAAACUGGCCAGAAGGACAGUCACUACAAAUAUGAUAGCAAAGUGCCUAAAAAUAUGGAUGUUUCUGUAAAGGUAAAGAUGCUCACUGUUAUUGCACAGCCACUUGACUACUGUAUGUGGUGCUCUCUUGCUAUACACACUCCUAAAUACUAGCUUUCAUUUCUGGUGUUCAUUUUUUGUUAUAAUAGCACAGUCUGAGAAGGGUUUGUCUCUGCAGAUUCAUUGGUUAAUUUUAACUAGCAUGUGUUUGUACAGAAAAUACAAAAUGAUUUUUUUUCAUUUAGAAAGCAGCUAUGUUAUUUCUUACAGUUUAUGAUAAUGCAACAAUCGGCUUAGAUUAUUUAUAAGGUGUGUAAGUAUCACUUGCCUUCAAAAUGCUUGAGAUUUCAGAAUGCCUCCUGUUCACUACAAGACAAUAUAACCAACUCUUGUCCUUUCGAUCUUGUUAUACUGGGGAGGGGGCUUAAACCUUACAAAUCUUAUUACUAAAAAAAAAACCUCACUGAUGGAUGUGAAGUGCUGAUGUUUUCAAUUCCUAACAUCUAAAAACAGAACAAUUUUAACUCAUAUUUUAACUUUCAGCAUAGGUGGGAUUUAGACUACUCUCUUAUUUAUGGAACUGCUCUUUCCCCCCUAUGUUCAGCUGUCACUAUCUGAGUAUCUCUUUUGUCCUUAGUGAAAUAUGACAGUUGUACAGAGGGGACAGAAACUGCAUGACAUUAACACUUCUGACUGGGACCUUUUCAAUGGGCCUGUGAGACUCAGGAGCAUGGACUUCAGUCAGAUGUUUUAAGGUAAUCACAUCCUGUCUGGAGGACAUCUGUGGAUGUCUUCACUUUUUUUCAAGGCAAGAAAUUCUGUAGCUUGCAAGCACUUACAUGACAUUCAGAGAUACAUCUAGGAUGUGAAGUGUCAUAUGUAUUUUUAUAUGUAUUAUUAAAGAGACAUCUAAGAGCACAAGAACCUGCUUUCUCACUUGUCUGAAGAUACUGGAAUUUGCUCACUGUAUCUGAGAAAGGUCACAUAACCAGUCUCCUCAGAACGUCCUACCAGCAGACAGGUCUUUGAAAUGAGCCACUGUGGUGGCUCCUGAGUUUAUGCACGUACCACCUUGAUGAUUCCCAGCAGGGCCUAUCUCAUCUCAUCUCUGUGGCAAUGACUACUUAGGAAUGGCCCUUUGCUUCACAGUCCCAACCCCUUAAACUUAAGGAAGGGCAUGUGAGCUGCUUCUCCUCAGUCUGACUGGUCUUUCUAGAUGGAAGUGUGCUGAGCCCACCUUCAGACCCACAAAAAAGCAUCCACUGUCAGGGUAAGACAGGCACAGCCUGCUGCAGCAGCUAGGAAGAAAGAGGUAAAGUAACAAUAGCUAAGUUUCAUUUGCACUUCCCCCAUCUCACAGACAACGCGUUUCAAAAUAUUUUUAAAGCAGAAAAGGUUACAGUAAAGGGAUGAGUUGCACAGGAGAUGGACAACACUGUUUAAUUCUUCUCAGUAUUCCCUAUAUACAGAGAGGUGGGAGCAAGUCAGCACCACCCAAACAUGAUGCAGUUGGAUUAUCUUUUAUCAAGCCUCUGUAUCAACAGAACUGAAAUGAAUAAAUUCUAAAUACAUUUUUUGUUCUAUUAGAAGCCCAACACACACAAAUGUAAAUGCACUAAAGUAAGUACCAUAUGUAGAUCUUGAUUUGCAUCAUAUGGGGUUUUUAGCAAAAAACAAAUCCAAAACCCAAAUGAACAAAAAAACAGCUCUAACUGGAUUACUUUAUUUAAAUAGAAUUCUUUGCAUGAGCCAAGGCUGCAGGAUUGGGCCCUAAGAGUUUAGAUGUUUGGUUUAGUGAUAGGUACUUUUGUUUGUAUUUUCAGUGAAUUGUCUUUUCUUUUAUAUCAGUGAAUUGACAUGACUUCCACAAGAACAACAAAAAUAGUCAGUUACAUGGAUAAUUACGUCUAAUAGCUAAUUAUUAAAAUCAUGCCUCAAUAAGAGUCACUUAAAAUUGGGUGCUAUAUGAGCUUCAGCAUACAAUUGCUUUACAUAUGGAACACUGCAUACCAAGAAGAUAGUGGGUAAGAAUUUGUAAAUACAGACAGUUGUUUUAUCCAUUGUUUUAUAAUGGAAAAAAUAUGUGUUACUGGAAUAUCUCUGAGCAAAAUUCUCUUACAUAGUGUUCUAGCUACAAAAAAUGUUUUCUUUUGAAACAACUAUUUGAGUCUCUGAUCACUGACACAGAACUGCAAAACAUCCUCAAAACAGUAUGAGCUUGUGAAAAGAGAGGUUUAGAACUGUGCUGGCUAUCUUAGAGAGGAUAUAGUUGAACAUACUGAGAAGCUCAGCUCUGUAGGCAGUGAGAGCAGCUCAGUGAUUCAGUGACUGUGCCAUAUACACCUGGAGUCAAAGCAUGCCGACUUCUGAGAUGGCAUCUACUAGGGCUUGUUUGCUACAUGAAGGGUUAUUUGGCUUGCUACCUGUUUGAAAUCAAAAUACUUUCAUUAACACCACUGCAAACACUCAAAUACUGUUGUUUUGCAGAAUGUAUGUUCCAUAAAUUGUAGUUUAACUGUAAUUGCAGGGUUUAUCCCACUGUUAGAGCAGUUCAGAUCCAACACUGAAUUGCAUUUUGUAAAUUAACAAAUGCCACUAAAUUCCUCUCAAUAUUUUGUAAUAGUAUACACAAAUUGAUAUCAUUUAGUCAUACCUUUGUUCCUAGAAUCUUCAUCAGAUAUUUCUAUAGCCAAUUCAGCUUUUGGCUGCUGAAAGCACAGUAGGCAAUUAUGGUAAAUGUAGACAAGUUUUAUGUAAAUAUUUCUGGGGGAAAAAGGCUACAUGAACAUAUGAAGCAGUUAUCUAAAAGUAAGAACAUAAGUCAAUAAUAAAAAAUGCAGGUUUUAUUUAUGUACAGUAGUAUCCUAGUAUUUACUUGUUUAUAUGCAGAAAAAAAUCAUAUGAUUCUGUACUGUAUUACCUGAAAGCAUUUAAAAGAAACUCUGCCAUUUUCUCUGGUUAUUAUAUUUGCAAAUAACUCUUGAAUUUAUUGGAAAUCCGUGUAAAUUAUGUCAAAUGGGAAACAUGUUACAUUACAAUGAAAUUAUUUUAAUUCAAAAAUCCUGGCAAAAUUCACUGGACUAAAAUCUAUAUAUAAAUUCAAUAGCCAGACAGAAUAAACCGCAAUAAAUAA
Messenger RNA from Poecile atricapillus (Black-capped chickadee), 11218 nucleotides. RefSeq names its product phosphoprotein membrane anchor with glycosphingolipid microdomains 1 (gene PAG1). The transcript has 9 exons. Gene Ontology annotation, cellular component: plasma membrane; membrane raft. NCBI's taxonomy places the organism in Eukaryota, Metazoa, Chordata, Aves, Passeriformes, Paridae. The record is from RefSeq and is a predicted model, not a curated record. Bases 891 to 2165 code for a protein of 424 amino acids. Gene Ontology annotation, biological process: negative regulation of T cell activation; intracellular signal transduction.